UCGCGCUCUGAUGACGUCGUAGCGAGAGGAGGUGCGGGUUUGCCACGUCGGUCUCUGUGCAACGCACUUACACUGUUCCUCCUGAAGCCCAGAGCUAACUUUUAAAGCCGUCUAGUGUUUUGAACCGGAGACAAAGCGUCCACCCAGCGUUGCCGGUUCCGUCGAAGCCCGUGGCCGCAUCAGUGCAGCCGGGUAUAUUGAGGCUGGAAGGCGUAGAAAUGCUCGGUGCUCUCUGGACUCGCCAGGCUGGAAGCCACACAACUGACUGAUGCAUCCUUGUUCACUUCACCCCACCGUAUGUUGUCGAUGUUGUUGGCCUGGCUGUACAUGGUGGCUCAUUAAGGAGAACGAGAGGAGUCCCCGCGGCUGUUGGUUGGUGGGCGGCGUCCGUGGUUGCCACGGUAACGGGCGACCAUGCCAGGGGGUCGCAGGGGUCCCAGCAGACAGCAGCUAAGUCGCUCUGCUCUGCCGUCCCUGCAGACACUGGUUGGGGGCAACCUCGGCAAUGGUACAGGCCUCAGGAACAGGAGCAGUAACUCGGUGGGUCUGUCCGCCCCCCCUCUGUCGGCCCUCAUCACGCCGGAGCCUGUCCGUCACUCGAGGAUCCCCGAGCUACCGUUGGACAGCAGUCUACUAUUUGAGUUCCUGCUCUUUCUUUAUUUGCUGGUGGCCUUGUUUGUCCAGUACAUAAACAUCUACAGGACGGUCUGGUGGUACCCAUACAGCCACCCUGCUGCCUCUACCUCACUUAACUUUCAUCUAAUGGACUACCACCUGGCUAUCUUCAUCACAGUCAUGUUGGCCAGGAGGCUUGUUUGGACAAUUGUUUCAGAGGUGUCUCAGAGCAGCGGCGGAUCACUGCUCCGCUAUGUGGUUCUGAUCGCAGCUCGGCUCAGCCUGCUGACCAUGUGUGGCUGGGUGCUCUGCUGGACGCUGGUCAACCUCUGCAAGAACCACUCUGUGCUCAACCUGCUCUUCCUGGGAUACCCUUUCGGUGUGUACGUCCCACUUUGCUGUUUCCAUCAGGAGGGAGCCAAAAGCCAAACAGCACCAGCUGACUGCGAAUACCCAGCCGACCACCAGCAGACUGAACUCACGGAGACCCCUUUCUUUCGCCCACGCGACUUCCUCUUCCUGUUACGGGAGAACCUCAGAGAGCAGUUUUCCAGCCCCCCACACAUGCCAAUUCACACCUGCCCACCACACACUCACGCACACACGCCAGAGUUGAUUCGAGCAGAGGUAGAGGAGCUGAAGAGCGACUUCAACCGGCGAAUCAAGGAAGUGCUGUUCAACUCCCUGUUCAGUGCUUACUACGUAGCCUUUCUGCCCCUCUGCUUUGUCAAGAGCACUCAGUACUAUGACAUGCGCUGGUCCUGUGAGCACCUGAUCAUGGUGUGGAUCAAUGCAUUUGUGAUGCUGAUGAGUCAGCUGCUGCCCCCCAGCUACUGCGACCUGCUCCAUCGCUCGGCGGCUCACCUGGGCCGCUGGCAGAAACUGGAGCACGGCUCGUACAGCAACGCACCACAGCAUGUGUGGUCAGAAAGUACUAUUUGGCCUCAGGGGGUGUUGGUACGACACAGUAGAUGUCUUUAUAAGGCAGUCGGACCCUAUAAUGUCGCUCUGCCCUCCGAUGUGUCCCAUGCAAGAUUUUAUUUCCUGUUCCACAAGCCAUUGCGGAUCCUGAACCUGCUGAUCUGGAUUGAGUCCAGUGUGGUUUUGUACCAGUUAUACUCUCUGCUGCGUUCUGAGCGCUGGAACCACACUUUGUCUCUGGGCCUUAUUCUCUGCUGCAACUACUAUGUCCUUUUUAAACUGCUCCGAGACCGCAUUGUGCUGGGAAAAGCCUACUCCUACCCUCUGUCCUCCAGCAGUUUGGGGCUCAAGUCGCAGUAAAGGCUCUUCACAGUGAGAGCUCAGCUGCGAGCUCUGGAUGUGGAGAAGGCUGGAAGUCUGGUAGAAAGAGUGGAGGGGUGGAUUUAGUGCUAACGCUUGGAGGUUAAGGGACAGACUGUGAACUCAUAAUCGUGUUUUGAUACGGUUCUAUUUUUAAUGCAAUGUUUAUAUACCUAUUUAAAAAAAUAUAUUUUUAUUUUGUAUACUGUUUAAAGUUACACCGGGCAUUACCCGCCGACGACAUCGUCAUGUUGUGUUAUGUUGUUGCUAGGCGACAGGGAAGUCAGGGAAUGCCAGGAGGUAACUUUCACCAAAGAUAUUUUAAGUGCAGGUGGCCAAUCACGGAGCGGACUUGGCUUCUGACAGUCACUUCAACCAGACGAGGGGUUCAGAGCAGUGGAAGGAGUUUCCUGAGAUUCCUGAUUGAACUGUUGUUCUUCAGCUCUGAGGCUGGUGAGACUGGUGCAGGUCUUUGAGGUAACAUCAGCAGGGUGCGGACACGGUUGCUGCUCAGAGUGUUUUCACUGUUGAUUUUUAAGAUAAAGUUCAGCAUUUUGGGGAGUGCGCUUAUUGGCUUUCAUGUGGAGAGUUGAAUGAGAAGAUAGGAAGGAGGCCACAGCACUUGGACAGUCAGCUUAACAUUAGCACAGUGACUGUACCAAGCCUAGCCUAGUUCUGUCUAACGCUGAAAAAUCUACCUGCCACCACCUCCAAAACUCACUAAUUAAUAUGUUAGGUCUCCUUUGUUUAUUCAAACAAAAAUGACAGCUUGCCAUUUUACAGGGGGUUGUAGGUUGGACUGCUAUGUGGUUCUGUGCCGUCGCCAGACAGCCACUGAGACUGCAGUAAGUUACUGUGCCCGGCCAGUGGAAAUGGUCUGGCAUAUUGCUUCCUGCAAAAUGAACGGUAGCUGCGACUAAAACAAAGGAGAGGUAACAUGCCAAUUCAGGAACUUCAGAGGUUGACAAAUUUAUUUUAUUUUAAACCAAUGGGCAGAGCCAGGCUAGCUGGUCCCUCUUGUUACCAGUUAAGCUAACCGGCUGUCUGAGGUAGCUUCAUAUUUAAUGAAAAGACACGAGAGUGGUGUAGUCACAUGUUACUUGCUGCCGGAAAGCAAGUGCUUUUCCCAAAAUUUUGAACUUAUGCUUUACGCAGAGCCUCAGCUUGAAUUUUUACUGUUAAGUGAAAUAAUACUUUCCUCCAAACUGACUUGCAGAUCAGUCUGUGGGGAAAAACCCUUUAGGUACUCUCGUCCACUGCCUGUUCUACUCAUUCACUUUAUUACUGUAUCUGCUUGUUUCCCCUCAUCGGCCAUUUGGAAGGCAGUUACAGCACCAGCUUUUACAAAUGUACACCAGCAUGUCCACAAGUGAGAAGGGAUUGAGGUACAGUUGGCGUCCUGACAUUCAAAGCGCACCUAAAAAUGUCAAAAAACACGACUGACCCUGGGUGUGGUUACUUAAAAGUGCACAGUUUGAAGGUCUGCUGCUGUGACCAGGUGAUUUUUAAAGUUAAAAAAAUGAUGUCGAAUCACGCUGAAAAACUCCAGGAUUAAUUUGUCUUCUUAAAGGUCACCCACUCACUCUUUAUUUAAUUAAAUUUUUGUGGCUGAAUGUUUAAACCGUAAUGGGAUUGAGGACCACAUCACAUGAGGUCCAUCUCUUUGCAGACAGGAUGUGGAUAACAGAACAAAUGUGGCUAAUAAUAAAGAUUUAUGUAGGUACGUCCCAGCACUCCCCCCGCCCCAAAUAUAUCACUAACUGAAAAUACAUUAGCAGUGGUAAGCUCCCUAAUGGAUUUGGUAGCAGAGGGUGUUCUAAUGAAGUUUUCAUGGGAGAUAAAAAUCAAAAAGUGGAGACGGUUUAACGGGGGCGAGGAAAGAUGAUGUGUGUGUUACCUUCACGUAUUCUCAGUUACCAGAAUGUCAUUACAAACAGGCUGCCUUGCAUUGUCAUCUUGUCUGUUGAGCCACACUUGUUGAACAUCCUCAUAAUCUCAGUUACGUUCCUCUUUAUGAGCCUCUUCUCCUUCCCCGGCUCUAAUCUGCAGUCACUGCAUAACUUCUGGGCAAUAUUAAUUACUGUUGUCGGACUGAUCAGCUGUCCAUUGUUCAGUAAUUCCACAGUGACAGCUUCGGCCAGGUUUCAGGCUGAGUGUAAACAAGGUGGAGGAAAGUAUGAUGAGAUGAAGAUGAAUCAGAGAUGAAUCAGUGUGCACAUCUGGAUCACAGGUGCUGCUCUGUGCCUCAGUGUGAAAAAUCUUUGAUAAUGAGCAAAUACCGCGUGUGCCCAUUAUUUUGCUUUGUCUGCCAGCUUGGCUCUAAAGUCAGCUCCUUGGUGCUUAUCUUUUUUGCUUUUUGUUUUGUUUUUUUUCCAUCAGUUUCCACCUGAAUGUAGCAGAUUUUUCAACUGAAUGUUGCUGGAGAUUUGAACUGGCAUGCAUUUGUAGUUGGGAGCACCAUCCUUCCCCUGAGCACCACCACUGACAUUUCAGUUUCUUGUGGGUGUACUGUAAACUUCACCCAGUAAAAGGAGAGCUUCAGACUACUGGUUGAACCUGUUGUUGAAUGUCUCAGAGCUGGAGAAGUCAUAGGAGCUGGUCCUCAUAGUUCGGCUUUUUUCAGUAUUCAGUUUCCCCUACAGCAUCUCUGAAAAUGCUUUUUGACAUCUGAAAUAAAACCAACGGUGUUUCAACACU
This is a messenger RNA of Scatophagus argus, 4593 nucleotides long. RefSeq names its product transmembrane protein 39A (gene tmem39a). The coding region runs from base 415 to 1896 and encodes 493 amino acids. Gene Ontology annotation, cellular component: endoplasmic reticulum membrane. The transcript has 9 exons. Lineage: Eukaryota; Metazoa; Chordata; Actinopteri; Scatophagidae. Gene Ontology annotation, biological process: negative regulation of autophagosome assembly; negative regulation of autophagosome maturation. The record is from RefSeq and is a predicted model, not a curated record.